Molecule: messenger RNA, 792 nt
Organism: Cyclocybe aegerita
Lineage: Eukaryota; Fungi; Basidiomycota; Agaricomycetes; Agaricales; Hemipholiotaceae
Source: the annotation of a GenBank genome assembly
AUGAUUAUUGACAACUCCGCCAGAAAGAUUCGGAAAUUGAUUCCAUGUCUUGAGCCUGACCAUACCUUUUACAAGAUGUCCGAAGCACUCCUGGAAGAGUUUGAAGUGUUAGAGUCGAUCUACCCCACAGAGCUUCAAAAAAUUUCUCAGAACGAGAUCGAAAUAGAUGCCGAGGCAGAUGAUAUACCAGAUUUUGCGGAGAAUAUCCAGGUCACACUAUGCGUCCACUAUCAGGACGCAUACCCCGAUGAACUACCCGGUCUCUCACUUAAAUGGGACAAUCCCACAUUUACGGAAAAGGAUAACAAGAACCUCCUGCAGGAGCUACGGAAGGUGGGAGAAGAAAAUAUCGGAAUGGCCAUGACAUUCACGCUCGUCUCGCAUCUCCGAGAGCAACUUUCACUGCUAGUACGGGCAAAGAUUGAAGAGGAGAGACGGAUCGAGGCAGAGAAGGAGCGAGUAGCCCUGGAGGAAGAGGAAAAACGUACACGAGGUACACCUGUGACGGCACAAUCUUUCAAGGCCUGGAAAGCCAAAUUUGACAAGGAAAUCGCGCUCAAGAAAGCGCAAGAAGAGGAAGAAAGGCUCAAAGCCUUUACUCCCAAAGAGCGGGAAGAGUGGAGGAAAGCAAGCACACGGCUGUCAGGCAGACAACUUUUCGAAAAGAACAAAAAUCUGGAAGACGAAAAUCUUGUGGAAGAAGGUUCAGUUUCUGUCGACUUUAGCCAAUACGAACGGACAAGGCAGGAAGAACAGCAAGAAGAAAUCCUUACGUUCAGCGACAGCGACUGA